Molecule: messenger RNA, 1132 nt
Organism: Leguminivora glycinivorella
Lineage: Eukaryota; Metazoa; Arthropoda; Insecta; Lepidoptera; Tortricidae
Exons: 2
Coding region: 127-1095 (322 amino acids)
Molecular function (GO): protein binding
Source: RefSeq, a predicted model, not a curated record
AAAAUAUAUAAGAUAAAAGUUAGGCUAUCAAAAUAGGUCACAUCAUAAGUGCAUAUAAGUGAAUUUUGAAAUACAUGAAGUUAGUUCAUUUCGGCAAUUCAACGGAACUGGUCCCUGAACUUCAAAAUGAAGUUCGCCAUCCUCACAGCCCUCGUCGCCCUGGCCGCCGCCGCGCCGCCCAGCACCAACGAGCAGAUCAUAGUCACGAAGAAGUUCUACCCCGACUCCUACGCCGUCUACACCGGCCACCACGACAUCGUCGACAUCCUCGUCCCCCUCAACCAGAUCAACUACUCCGACGACAUCAAUGAAGACACUGCCACCAAACUCACUGUCUUCUUCGUCGAAGCUGAUAUUAAAGACGACGGCACUUACGACUACAAAGGACUGUACGUCUUCAAAAAUGGCAUAGCCAAGAAGGUGCUCGAAAACGGACAGUGCUCAACUUACGCCAAAGACAAGAUUAUCUACUUCGGCGCUAGCGACGGCAUCUACAAAUACAACGAGCAAGACCAGACUGCGACCAAAUAUGGUACCGUUUCUGAGAGCGUCAUCAGAAUGGCUGUUGAUACUGAAAAUGCUCACGUCUAUUACUUAACCUCAGACUACGUUCUGUACAAAUUUGAUGAAGGUGAGAAAGUGGCGACUAAGGUUGAAGCAGUUAAAGACGCUAGAGACAUCGUUUUCGAUUUCGACGGUACCAUGUACUUCUAUGACGGCAACCAUCAAGUUUAUACUUACAACGGCGAGCGUGUCCUUAAAAUCGAGGGUCUCCCCGCUCAUCCCGCUAAAGUAGCACUCGUCAGGGUUCCAGUCUUGAUGAAUGAGAUGUACGCGGUUGUUGAUGGCUGGCUUUACGAGCUGCGUGCGGACGGUACCAGUGAGAAGGAGCCGGUUAAGUUCCAGGCUCAACCGACCGCGUAUGCGCCGGACGCUAUUCUGUACCAGUACUAUGCGUACAAGCAGAAGAUUUACCUGUACAACCUAAUCAACCUGUUCGCCGAAAACUCCAUUGACGAACUGAAUGAGUUCUUAAACGAUAAUCAGGAACAGAUCAACACUUACAAGAACACGAAGGUUUCUAGCCGUUUGUAAAUUGUUUCAGUGAAUAAAGUUCUGUUAUCUUUCCUUC